AUGGAGGACGACACACCAAUAGGAAGAGAGUCCAUCUCUCUCGCCUCAGUGGCCAACGGUUUGGACAACAGGGGUGCUGAGCUGUUGGAAAGUCUGGAGGAAGGCCAAGGCCCUGGCAGCAACGCAAGCCCUUCGGAAGCUGGGGACAGCUGGAGCAAGGCUGGCCCAGAGCCCUCCUCGGGAUGGAGAAGGAGGCUGCAACCAGCCCUGAGAGUGAGACACUUCUGCAGGGAGCACGCACACCUGUUCCGCUGGAUCUGCAUAGGCCUGCUCUGUACCGCAUAUACUGCCUUCCUGCUGGCAGCCUGCAUCCUGAAUUUCCAGAGGGCCCUGGCACUGUUCGUCCUCACCUGUGUGGUCCUCGUCUUCCUGGCCCACAGCCUGCUCAAGCGGCUGCUGGGGCCAAAACUGCUGAGGUGUGUCAAACCUCUAGGGCAUCCCUGCCUGAAACUCUGGUUUAAGAGGGGUCUAGCCCUUGCUGCUUUCCUGGGCCUGGUCUUAUGGCUGGCCCUGGACACCUCUCGGCGGCCUGAGCAGCUGGUGUCCUUUGGCGGAAUCUGCGUGUUCGUUGGCCUCCUCUUUGCCUUCUCAAAGCAUCACCGCGCAGUAUCCUGGCGGGCUGUGUUCUGGGGUCUUGGACUGCAAUUUGUACUCGGACUCAUCGUCAUCAGAACAGAACCAGGGUUUAUUGCAUUUCAGUGGCUGGGCGACCAGAUCCAGGUCUUCCUGAGCUACACUGAGUCCGGCUCCAGCUUCGUGUUUGGGGAGGCUCUGGUCAAGGAUGUCUUUGCCUUUCAGGUUUUGCCCAUCAUUGUUUUCUUCAGCUGUGCCAUGUCAGUUCUCUACUAUGUGGGCCUCAUGCAGUGGGUGAUUAUGAAGAUCUCCUGGCUGAUGCAGAUCACCAUGGGCACCACGGCCACAGAGACCCUGAGUGUGGCUGGGAAUAUCUUUGUGAGCCAGACCGAGGCUCCUCUACUCAUCCGACCCUAUUUGGCAGACAUGACACUCUCUGAAAUCCACGUUGUCAUGACUGGAGGCUACGCUACCAUUGCCGGCAGCCUGCUGGGCGCCUACAUCUCCUUUGGGAUCGAUGCUGCCUCCUUGAUCGCGGCCUCCGUGAUGGCUGCUCCUUGCGCUUUAGCCCUCUCCAAGCUGGCCUACCCAGAGGUGGAGGAGUCCAAGUUCAGAAGUAAGGAAGGCGUGAAACUGACCUACGGAGAUGCUCAAAACCUCUUAGAAGCAGCUAGCAGUGGCGCUGCCUUGUCCGUGAAGGUCGUGACCAACAUCGCAGCCAACCUGAUUGCCUUUCUGGCUGUGCUGGACUUCAUCAACGCUGCCCUUUCCUGGCUGGGAAACAUGGUGGACAUCCAGGGGCUCAGCUUCCAGCUCAUCUGCUCCUACAUCCUGCGGCCAGUGGCCUUCCUGAUGGGCGUGGCCUGGGAGGACUGCUCGGUGGUGGCGGAGCUGCUGGGGAUGAAGCUGUUUCUGAACGAGUUCGUGGCCUAUCAGGGGCUCUCCGAGUACAAGCAGCGCCGCCUUGCGGGCACUGAGGAGUGGGUCGGCUCCAAAAAGCAGUGGAUCUCCGUCAGAGCAGAAAUCCUCACAACGUAUGCUCUCUGUGGAUUCGCCAACUUCAGCUCCAUUGGGAUCAUGCUGGGAGGCCUGACCUCCAUGGCUCCCCAGCGGAAGAGCGACUUCUCCCAGAUCGUGCUCCGGGCGCUCUGCACGGGGGCCUGUGUGUCUCUGGUGAAUGCCUGUGUGGCCGGGAUCCUCUACAUGCCCAGGGGCCCUGCGGUGGACUGUGUGUCCCUCCUGAACACGACCCUCAACAGCAGCAGCUUUGAGGUGUACCAGUGCUGCCACCAGGCCUUCCAGAGACUACAAAUUCUGCUUCUUUUCAGCACCGGCCCGGAGUUCAGCCUAGCGGCCCUGGACAACUGCUGUCGGUUCUAUAAUCACACGAUCUGUGCGUAG
Molecule: messenger RNA, 1974 nt
Organism: Rangifer tarandus platyrhynchus (Svalbard reindeer)
Lineage: Eukaryota; Metazoa; Chordata; Mammalia; Artiodactyla; Cervidae
Source: the annotation of a GenBank genome assembly